This is a messenger RNA of Oryzias latipes (Japanese medaka), 5183 nucleotides long. RefSeq names its product mitogen-activated protein kinase-binding protein 1-like. Gene Ontology annotation, molecular function: protein binding. Gene Ontology annotation, cellular component: cytoplasm. Lineage: Eukaryota; Metazoa; Chordata; Actinopteri; Beloniformes; Adrianichthyidae. Gene Ontology annotation, biological process: positive regulation of JNK cascade; negative regulation of canonical NF-kappaB signal transduction. The record is from RefSeq and is a predicted model, not a curated record.
UGCAACAUCAAAUCAACGUUUAUCUGCAGUGAUAAUGCGAGUUAAUCACGUUGACGUUUUUACAAAAAGAAAAUUUGAAAGCAAAAAAAAAAAUUGAAAGUAAAGAAAAAGUAUCUGAAAGCAAAUAUUGAAUAUUUUAAUUAAGAAAAUGGAUGCAGUUUAUCUGAAGGGAAUUGGCUCGUGCGCGCAGAGGCUUCUGGGAGUCUAACGCGAUCAACUUGAGAAAAUGCAACCUAAUCUAAGGCGGUGAGAUCAAACAGAGGAGCGUCGGCGCGCGCGCGCGCGGACAUCCGCUUCUUUCACGCGAUCCUAUUAAAACUGCGGGGGAACAAAAGCGGCCGUUGAUGCAAUCACGAGACCCAGACUGGAGGAUCGAUGCCGCAGGAAGGGCGCCACCUCUGAUGAGGACUGAGAGCCACGCGGGGCGGACCAGAAGCUCCCGGGACCGGGUGGAGGUUUAGCGGGACUCCGUUGGGUCAACAAGAUGCCAGCAGACGGAUCCACCAUCAAAAGUCGAAUCAGGAAUUUGCUGCGAUCGCAGUCAAUCAAGAACAAAAAGAAGAGCAAAGAAAACCUCAGCAGAAAGGUAACUUUGGAGAAGGUGCUGGGCGUCACCGCCUCAGGAAACAGCGGUCUGGCCUGUGACCCGAAAUCUGGACUCAUCGCCUAUCCUGCAGGGUGUGUGGUGGUCCUGCUGGACCCCAGGAACAACAGACAGAACCACAUCAUCAACACCUCCAGAAAAGCCAUCACCGCUUUGGCCUUUUCUCCUGAUGGGAGGUUCCUGGUCACAGGGGAGAGCGGUCACAUGCCCGCCGUGAGGCUGUGGGACGUGGCGGAGCGGCGGCACGUGGCAGAGCUCCAGGAGCACAAAUACGGCGUCUCCUGCGUGGCGUUUUCUCCCAACAGCAAGUACAUCGUCAGCGUGGGAAACCAGCACGACAUGAUGGUCAACGUCUGGGCCUGGAAGAUGGAUGUGGUGGUGGCGGCUAACAAGGUGUCCAGUAAGGUGACGGCCGUCUCCUUCUCUGAGGACAGGUCCUACUUUGUGACUGUUGGGAACAGGCACGUCAAGUUCUGGUAUCUGGACCACUGCAGGGCCAGCAAGGUCAGCGCCCCCGUGCCGCUGCUGGGACGCGUCGGGCUGCUGGGAGAGUUGAGGAACAACUUCUUCUGCGACGUGGCCUGCGGCCGAGGCUCCAAAUGCGACUCCACCUUCUGCAUAACCAGCUCCGGCCUGCUGUGUGAGCUCAACCGGAGCAGGACGCUGGACAAGUGGGUGGACCUCCAGACCAGCAUGGCGCGGUCCAUAUCGCUGUCUGAAGACGUGCUGUUCUGCGGCUGCGCAGACGGCGCGGUGCGGGUCUUCAGCCCAGACCUGCGGUUUGUGGGGACGCUGCCGCGGCCGCACACCCUCGGCGUGGCCGUUUCCAGCCACAUUCGUCCCGCCAAAGCAGACUCCCAUUACCCAGAUGUCAUCAGCCUCACCUACGACUCCGCCCACCGCUGGCUCAGCUGUCUGUACAACGACCACAGCCUGUAUGUGUGGGACGUGAGAGACGUGCACAGGGCGGGGAAGCUAAGCUCCGCCCUCUUCCAUGCUGCGUGCGUGUGGGACCUGCAGAUGUUUCCAGACGUCGCUGGAGAAACUCUCGCCGGUUCGUCUUCUGGCGCUUUCUUCACCUGCUCAGCUGACGGCACCGUGAGGCUGUGGGGCACAGAGGAGCGGACCCAAACCCACCAGAACCGUCAGAACACCCUCAGCAGAGAUCUUUUGAACAUAAUUUACAUGGAUGGAAGCACCAGCGCCUUACUGGACGCCGAAUGUCCUGCAAACCCGGACAAAAGUGGGAGUUCUGAUCCCCGAACCGGCAUCAGAGCCAUCGGCGUCAGCCCGGAUGGCAGACACCUGGCGACUGGAGAUCGCAGCGGGAUGCUCAGGAUCCAUGACCUCAGCAGCAUGGAGGAGAUCGUGACGGUGGAGGCCCACGAUGCCGAGAUCCUCUGUCUGGAGUACAGCAAACCAGAAACAGGUCUGAAUCUGCUGGCUUCGGCGAGCCGGGACCGCCUGAUCCACGUCCUCGACGCCGGCAGCGGCUACAGUUUGGUGCAGACGCUCGAUCAGCACUCCUCGUCCAUAACAGCUGUCCGCUUCGCGGCCAGUGAGAACAAAGUCAGCAUGAUCAGCUGCGGCGCCGACAAGAGCAUCUACUUCCACACGGCUCACCAGACCGACAGAGGAACGGAGUUCAGGCGCUCUCACCACACGGUCAGGAAAACCACGCUCUACGACAUGUCUGUCCACGCCACUUGCAAGUACGCCGCCGUUGGCUGUCAGGACCGCUGCAUCAGGAUCUUCAACAUCAGCAGCGGCAGACAGAAGAAAGCCUACAAAGGAUCCGUGAGUGAAGACGGGAUUCUGCUGAAGGUGCAGAUCGAUCCGUCAGGUCAGUAUGUGGCCACCAGCUGCUCCGACAAAAACAUCAGCAUCUUCGAUUUCUACAGCGGCGAGCGUGUGGCCUCGGUGUUCGGACACUCGGAAAUUGUCACAGGACUGAAGUUCACAGCCGACUGCAAGUAUUUGAUCACCGUAUCGGGAGACAGCUGCAUCUUCAUGUGGCGACUUGCUCCAGAGCUGACCUUCACCAUGAAAGAGAGGCUGCGUCAGCUCCAGCAAAGCCCCAACUCGCCGCCGUUCAGGCCGUCCGCCCUCAGGCGGGAGGUGCACAGUGCGCCGUUUCUGGGCAGCUUGUCCUCCCACCGCCGCCAGCUCACGCAGGAAGACGGGGAGGGCGUGGAAGACAGCAGCGACCACGACGGCUCAAGCAGCAGUUCUUCUGACAGCCGCGAAGACGCAGACGCAGACGAAGACGCAGGGUCCUGGGACGACGGGCAGAACUCUGAGGAGGUGAGACUGGGAGGUUCUCAUCCUGCAGCUCCCCCCCAGGGCGGGGCCGUCGUUCAGGUGAUUCCUGACACACCCAAGCGUCCGCGGAGACGAUGGUCUCGUCGCAUCGGCUCCCUGGAACUGAUGGUGAAGUCCAUGCUGGACCUGAGACAGCUGGAGAAGAGAAGCCCAAACUGGCUGGACAAAGACAAACCCGUCCCCUCCAGCCUGCAGGACGCCACGGAGCAGGCGGAGGAGAGGUCCUGGAGGCGCUGGCCCUGGCUGUCCUGCCCCAGAGACGCCGCGGCGCUCCUUCCCGAGGAAAAGCAGCUUUCAGACGGCCAGCACACGGCGAGGGAAAGCCGCCGCGGCUCCGCGGACCGGGAGCUCCUCAGCCAGAGCCAGGACGGCUGCAGCCCUGACAGCGCCUGUUCGCUCGGAUACGACAGCGGGGACUCCAUCCCGGACCGGGGGCGGAGCCUCCACGAACAACCAGACCCGUGUAGCUACGGAGAGUCCCGUCACCUCAGCAGCUCUGAGGAAGAAGAGGAUGGAGCGGUGACGAGUUUGGACGAAGCUCUGAGGAGCGUCAACGCCGACCGCAGUCAGCAGGACUUCCUGAGGGAGAACUACGAGACGCUGGGAGAAAGCUGCAGCACUGGGCAGAACUGCCUCCAAAGGGUCAGCAUCUCUUCUCGCUUCCUGUCCAGAGGGCGCCAUGACAGGGAGCGGGACGGCCUGGCUAAAGUCAGAACCGGCAGGAAGUCCUCUGGAUCCCACCUCUGGAGAAGGUCCAGUCCUGCGUGUGAAGAGCUGCUGACCUCUGACCCCACUUUCCAGAAGUCCCAUUCUGCUCAGGACUUGGCGUCAAACCCUCUGGGCUCCCCUGCGCCCCCUGGUGGCCACAGGGAGUCCCGCAUGAGACCUCAGCAGCUGUCGCUGUCUGAAGACAACCUGAAGCCCUCCUUCCCUGUUUCCUCCCCCUCUUCUGGGUCUUCUGGCUCGCCACGGUCCCCGCGGCCCUGGGAGAGCCCCAAAUCCAGGAUCCAGCACUCCUACAUGAACCCCACCGUCAGCUCUCUGGCCAAAAGCAGCAGGUCGCUGUCUCUGGACGAUGACCUUCGGUCUGACUCGCCGCCGCGCUCCCCGUGCACCUGUGAGAGCACAAGGAGGUUCUCCGGUGGCGAUGUGGAGACGGCGCCGCCACUGUUCUCCUCUUCUCCUCGGACCGCCCUCCCUCCCUCAGUUUCAUCGAUGCCGUCUCUCCUGCUGAGUCCUCCGUCAAGCAGCCCCCCUCAGAGUCGACCCGCAGCCUCACCUGUCCGUCCCAACGCUCCGCCUUCUCGCAUCCCGCUUCUGAGGCAGCCGCUCAGCCCCGGACGCCUCCACAAGAUGAGGCCGAGCUCCAGCUGGUGCGGCGGAGCUUCCAGCCCUGCGGCAGAUGCGGGCUACUGGGUUCCGCCCUCACCUGAAAAACUCAAAGUGUGUUUCAGACACGGUUUGGAUCCCGGUUCUCCAAGUUCUCUGCCUGUAAGGCAGAAACGGAGGUCCCUGUCCGCGAGCUGGAGGGAGGGAGACGAAAAACAGCGCCCUCUGGUGGCUGAUGACAACCACAGCAGAAGCCCCGAAACAGGUUUUACGGUCUCCGUGGAAACCUGCAGGCGAGCUGCCGCAGAUCUCCAAAGCAGUCUGCAGAAAACCGUGGCGCUUCUCACAACGUUACCGCGGAGAAACCAGCAUCCCAGUGAAGAGCAGCAGGAGAUGAGAGCCGUCCUGACCGAAGCUCUGCUCGCCGUGAAAGCCCAGCUGGAAAUAACCCCCCCCAUAUGAGGGAGCCGAGGGGGGCAAAGGUGAAGGAGAGCGGGCGUCCAACCGCUCCGCCUUCUCAGGAACUUCAUUAAACACAAAAGAUGUGACUUUUAGUUUUAUGCACUUUAACCUUUGACAGAGUCGCCUUUUUUAAAUCUUUCUCCUCCAUUAACGGACAAACACACAGUUGUGACCUUAAUAAAGUUUAAUUUCAGUAAAAAGUUGGAAAUAUUUUACAGCAGGAAAUGAUGUCAGAACAGAUCUGUGCUCUGAUGAUGUCAGCCUUCAAAAUAAUGUCACUUCCUGUAAAAUGGGAUGAAAAACAGUGAAAUUAAUAUUCAUUAAUGUCAUUUAUUUGUUGUUGUUUUUUUAGAAUACCUCCUUUUUUUAAACAUUUUGUAGAUUUUUAAACUUUUCUAAAAGUUUUUUUCUGUGUUUUGAAACUGCUUCCCCGUUCUGCUGCAUAAUAAACUAAAUGAAACGAACA